AUGAAGACGAAAUCCUCAAUGUCUCCAAAUAAGAACUUAAGGCAACCUGAAUAGAGUGCUCAAACAUAUUCCACUGGCUUUACAAAAAAAAACGCAUUCAAGGCCGCCUAAUAAAAUUAAGCAGCUAUUUUGAGUUAACUUCCAGAGAUUCAAAAAAAAAGGAAUAAAAAUGAUGUAUUUGUGCAUUCGCAAGAAUUCUAAGAAAUCCUUUAAAUUGAAUAAGAUGAAAGGUAUCGCUAUUUAAUAAAAAAUGGUACAAUCAAGAAAAUAGAAAACGGAGGCAAUAUCAUCUUUUCUGAAUUGCAAUAGAUACCAGGCAUCUGGGUCUGUUAUAGAAGACCAUUAGAGAGAUAAGCAAAUGCAGAAAAGUUAAGUCUUGACUGGCUUGAUCUAUCACAUAUGCCAUUGUUGGAAGGUGAAGAAAAAUUAAAAAUAUUGACAUUUCAACAUAAUCGAAUUGGAGUAAUUUAAAAUUUAGUCUCUCUACCAAAUUUGCUGUAUUUAGAUCUAUAUGAUAACUAAAUAAAGGAGAUCGAGGAAUUAAAAUAAGUGUAAAAGCUAAAAGUUUUGUUAAUGCCAAAAAAUUAAAUACGAAAAAUACAAAACUUGGAUUACUUAUUAAAAUUAGAAGUGUUGGAUCUACACAGCAAUAAGAUUACCAAUUUGGAAGGUCUAAACAAAUUGAAAAGCUUAAAAGUGUUGAAUCUAGGAAACAAUUUGAUCCAAAAACUUGAAGGCUUGGAAGAAUUAACUUCACUUAAUGAAUUAAAUUUGAAAAUCAAUUAGAUUGAAUUCAUAGAUCAUAUCUCAGUUCUCCCAUAAUUGCAGAAACUAUUUUUAUCUUAAAAUAAAAUAAAUUAAUAUCCAUUCAUUUUUGAUUUACUGGAAUUAUAUUUGGAGAACAAUCCAAUAUCAUAAAAUAAAUCUGAAUAUCAUAAAUAUAUAUGUUCCAAUUAUGAAAAACUUCGAAUAUUGGAUGGGAAACCAGUAGAAUUAGUUAGAUAAGACAUAUAAUUCUUAGAAAUCCCUAAAAGUGAGCCAAUUAAAAAAAAAAAUUUGAAUCAAUUGGUUUAGUAAUAAUAACAAAAGAAACCAUAAAAAUUGCAUCAAUUUGGAUUGGAGAUCUAAGGUGUAGGUUAAGAUUCUAAAUUAAAGGACGAUGCAAAUCAAGCUUAAUUAUCAAAGAAAGAUGCAAACAGUUCAAAAAAUUAGACUAAAGAUCUGUAAUUAAGUCACAAGAAUUCAAUAUCAUCAAAUGGAGCUGAAGAUGAGAUAAUAUCUUUGAUUAAGAAAUAAUGGGUUCAAGAAAGCAAAAGGAUUUAAGAAUUAGAAUAAUCGUAUCAAAUAAACUCGAAAAGUUGUUUAGAACAUUAAAUUCUAGAAGGAGGUCAUGCUGAAGUAGAGGAUGAUACAUUCUUAUUGAUUUAUGGAACAGCAGCAGGAAUGGUGCUACCAACUUAACACUUUAAUCAGAUAAUAGAAAAGAUUCACUUUCAGUAUAUGUUUUUUGAUUCACUUAUCGAUUCCCAAUUAUAAGUGAUUAAAGAGUAUACUAAAUUAAAAGAAAUAAUUCUUAAGGAUAAUUAUAUCAACAGUCUACUUUAAUUAGCGAAAUUAGAACAUUUAGUAGACAUUCAGAAAAUCACCAUUUAGAAUAAUCAAAUAAACAAUUGCUCUUUUAUGUUUUCGUUUCUUGUAUAUAGAAUUCCUACUUUAACUCAAAUUAACAAUAAGGAUGUAAGAAAUGAGGAUAGAUAGAAAGCAAAAUCGCUUUUCUCGAAUUUCGAUAAAGCAUUAAUCGUGCAUGAAAAAGGAUAGAACAGUGAUAAUUUUAGAUAAUUGAAAAGCUAUCAAAAAAAUAGACAAUAUAUUAAAACGUAUCAGAAGGCUUUAAAUGAAGUUGUGUUUCAAUAAAAAAUAGUUAUCAAUUAAUAGAAAUUAUUUGAUAAUAUGUUUGAAAAUUACCUAAAUUAAAUAAUCGAAGUCUGCAAAAAUAAGGAAAAAUGA
Paramecium tetraurelia is the source of this 2007-nucleotide messenger RNA. RefSeq lists its product as uncharacterized. The record is from RefSeq and is a predicted model, not a curated record. Gene Ontology annotation, molecular function: protein binding. The transcript has 7 exons. NCBI's taxonomy places the organism in Eukaryota, Ciliophora, Oligohymenophorea, Peniculida, Parameciidae.